AUGUCGAUUUUUUUCUGCCCGUCAUCACCUUAUGCAGCAAUACAAAUGCUUCGAUUUUCCACUUUGGGAAUGGUUUCUAAUAGCGAAUUUGAUCCAGAUGGUACUUACUUGGGAUUUCAAAAUAAAAAGAGAAAAACAAAAAAAAAAGAAUAUCGAAUAUACCGUCAGUGUACACAUGUGCAGACUGAUAGAAGUACUAAAAUCAAGCAAACCAAUAUGAUAAUUAAAUCUAUCUUCAUACAAAUUAUGUUUUGGUGGUCGCUAUCGACAAUGGUCGGCUGUAUCCCGGUGGAGGAACCAAGUGAACGACGGAUAACUAUAGACAGCGUUCCGCUCCCUGACAUUCCAAUGGCCAGCGAAGAGAGCGUUCACAUGCUAACGGCCGUCCGAUUCCCACCACCAGCGCUGUUCUUCGCAAAUCCUGACAAGAAAUGGUCACUGGACGAUUUCGAAAAAUCUGAUCAGGCCACCACAUACUCGGUCACUGACGAUAUGUCAGAAACGCAGGACCAACAAGACUCAUACCCACAACAGGACCUAGCCACCACCCUCGAACCAGAAACGCAAACAGAAGUCGAGACGACCACCAUAGGGGCCGCAGUCGGCGAAUUAGUAAAUAGACUACAACAAACGGCCAGUGACGGACACGUGGAAAGUUUGCGGCCGACUGGUGACGGACAUGCGGAAAGUCAUCAGCCUAUCGGUGACGGACUCGUGGAAAGUUUGCGGCCGACUGGUGACGGACAUGCGGAAAGUCAUCAGCAUACCAGUGACGGACUCGUGGAAAGUUUGCGUCCGACUGGUGACGGACAUACAGAAAGUCAUCAGCCUACCGGUGAUAAACUCGUGGAAAGUCUGCAACCCGCCCGCGACCGACUAUCGAGCAGUCGGCCGACCACCGUUGAUCGACUCAUCGUCACGUCAAAACAGCAACAGCUACCGGUGCAUAAUGCGAAACAACGGCCGGCAGACCGUUGGUCGGAAAAGCGAUGGACGACCUCCCGAGACCGAUUACGACGCCCUGUCGCAUCAGAAAACGACCGAUCGCCAAUCCGGACCAUCGUUUUAACCAGCCGACCGCUUCCGGUGCCCGGCGCCGAUGUCCGAUUUCCCGACGUCGAGUACGCGGUGGCUCGUCUUGGCGAGCGGAAGAACUUGCAUGAUUUCCACCGACAAUAGUACACAUACAGUAAUAAUAUUAAAUUUGCAAACCCGAUUACCACACAAUCGUAUUGUAAAGAGCUAACCACAGACUUUGCUGCAGGCCGACUUGAGUUACGCGUUACUGCAAUAAUAUUGUGCAGUGAGUUGGUAAUUCGAUGUAUGUUUAUUGUUUUUAAAUUAAU
Rhopalosiphum maidis (corn leaf aphid) is the source of this 1346-nucleotide messenger RNA. RefSeq names its product nipped-B-like protein. The transcript has 3 exons. Lineage: Eukaryota; Metazoa; Arthropoda; Insecta; Hemiptera; Aphididae. The record is from RefSeq and is a predicted model, not a curated record. The coding region runs from base 1 to 1179 and encodes 392 amino acids.